This is a messenger RNA of Physcomitrium patens, 2385 nucleotides long. RefSeq lists its product as uncharacterized. Gene Ontology annotation, biological process: ribosomal small subunit biogenesis. Lineage: Eukaryota; Viridiplantae; Streptophyta; Bryopsida; Funariales; Funariaceae. The record is from RefSeq and is a predicted model, not a curated record.
UCGAAGCUUACUCGACGGACUUUGGUGACAUGGCUGGAUGAAGAAGACGUUGGCUAUUGGAGGUGGCCACUUGGGAAGAUAGCCCCCAGCCUCCUUUGCCCAUGAUGGUGCCCCCGUUCAACGUGGGUAAAGAUUGAAGGCGUCUUUGAUGUGUCCGCCAUCCACGUCCCUGGCUCUCUCAUCCAGUUGUGCUGGAUCCUCUGAUUCUUUUGUAUGCUUCAGGAUUUUCGGGGGUUCCCGUGAAGAUCUAGGAAUUUUGGGUUGGUGAUUGGGAAGUGGCGCGUGCCGAAACAUUUGCAUCAGCUUUGUGUUCUUGUGAAUGAGUGCCGUGUGCUGGAACUGCUUUGCGAGCAUCGACAUUGUUUGGGCCAGAUUCUAACUUCUUUCCUCGAGAAUUCUCCACUUUGUUGGAAAGCAAGUAAAUUUGAAGUGGUGAUUUAGGGCGGGAGGUUUUUGGUGUAUUUUUUUAUUUUUAUUUUUAUUAUUAUUUUGAGAGGAGGAGGGCGGUGUUAUCGAAGGGCAGCUAGGAUUAGGGAUUGCGGGUUACAUUUGUUUGAAUUCCUCGGGGUUGCAGACUUUUUGAUUAUGAGAACGCUCAAAUUGCUAUCAUUUGGUCCGGCCAGUCUAUGUUGGACAGCACAAGUGGCACCCUUCUAUGUAGCCUCACAGCAGUUUUGCACAUCCGUGUGUGCGGCGCAUGAAUUUAUUUCGGGGGUUCAGUUGCGAGAGCGCGGAGGCAUCAGGCAGAAGGUGCGACCACGACUUGCAGAGAGAUCGUUCAGUGAGCUUUUAAGCACUAGCUAUGACGGGUUUGGAGUCCCCGGUGGUUUUAUGCAUUGCCAGAGGCAGCUUCACAGUAGAGUUGCAAGUAAGAAAGGUAAAAAGUCUGAGAAAGAUGUGUUAGUCGAAGACAGGGAAGAGGAAGUAGAGGGAGAGGGUGAAACCGAGAAAGUUGAGGGGAAGAAGAAGAAGAAGAAGAAACAGCAGAAAUCGAAAGAUCUAUCGUACAAUGGCGUUGCCUCAGAGAUAGAUGAUGGUGCAGUCAAUGCGCAAAACAUAAUUAUGGAGGAGGUUCAGGACUCUGAGUUGCACGCAGAAUCGAAGGGGAAGAAGAAGCUGAAGGAAAAAGCUAUAACCGAAGGGAUUGAGAAUGAACAGGCUGAUUCAGUGUUGGUGCAGAAUGGUGCAUUCACUGCGGAGAUCCGGGAGCCCAAAUUGUCUAGUGAAGGGAAAGAAGAGAAGAAACUCAAGAAUAAGAUUAAGCACGGAGAACCUGGGAGAGAGAAAUCCAAUGAAUCGAACUCCUCAACUGAGUUUCACAAAAAGGAGAAAAAGGAUAAGAAGAAAUUGAAGGAUAAAGGUACCGUUGCGAAAGGUGCUGUAUCAGGAGUAGUUGUGUCGGAAUCAGCUGAAGAGCACCAGGCUUUGGACGGCGAUGAUGAGUCUUCAAGGGUGAUAGAGGAUGACUUGGCAGAGGAAUUAGGGGAGCACCUGGAUGAUGAUGAUUUCUGGGAAGAUGACUUCGAACCAGAAGCUGAGCUGAACGACGGUGGGGAUGGAGGAGGCAUAGUGCUGGGAGAUGCUCCUUGGGCUAAGGCAGCUCAUCGAUUAGCAGAGGAGACGGUGGCUCAGUUUGACGGUCUUGAAAUCUUUGCUUUCAAAGCAUCAAAAGAAUCUGGCAUCAUUCGAGUCCGGGUGGAUAAGUUAUCAGACAAAUAUGGUUCCCCAUCAAUGGAUGAGAUUCAGAAAUUCUCCUCGACAUACUCAAAAGCCUUGGACAAAGCCGGAGAAGAAAAAACUGUUCCUGACGAUUUGGCUUUGGAGGUGUCUUCUCCCGGAGCUGAGCGUGUAGUGCGUAUUCCCCAAGAUUUGGAGCGCUUUAAGGACCUGCCCAUGUACGUGAGUUACAUUGAAACCUCAAGUGACAGCAGUUCAGAAGAGAAGGACGGUAUAUUGGAGCUCGAGUCAUUUGAUGUAGAGAGUGGUUCUGCCAAAUGGAAGCUGGCCAAUGUUCGUUUGAAUAGAGAUUUAGCCGGGAAGGGUAGAGGAAUGAAUAGGAAACAAAGAGAUUGGAGACUGGACUUAUCGUUUGAGAACACCCGGAUGGUUCGGUUGUAUAUAGAUAUGUAAACAGUGCAUUCAGGCUAUGAGGCUGUGUUUUUCGGCACAGGAUGUGGCUAGAGUUGAUUAUCCAGAACAAGUAGAAAAGUUUGGCAUUCACACACAAGACCUCUGGUGGAGCUUCCUAUAUGUUCGACGGAAGUAGAGUAGACUGGACUAUAUACGGUAUUGUUUUCUAUAUGGGAUGUACCGGUUUGCACAUCGGCUUUGGAAGGUAACAUCAUUUAAAUUGAGUGCCUACCUCAAAAACUUUCUUCUAUUUUA